This is a messenger RNA of Drosophila mauritiana, 417 nucleotides long. RefSeq lists its product as uncharacterized. The coding region runs from base 1 to 417 and encodes 138 amino acids. The transcript has 2 exons. Lineage: Eukaryota; Metazoa; Arthropoda; Insecta; Diptera; Drosophilidae. The record is from RefSeq and is a predicted model, not a curated record.
AUGUUGACAAGGGCGUGGGAGUGGGAAUGGUUGCCAGCGAUGUUCGGGAUGUUUCCGAUGCGGCUGGUGUGGCUGGUGGUGCUGCUCUGUUUGCUACCUGGGCAGGUGCUGCUCGGCAACGCCGCCUCGGUCACCUGGGGCCAUGUCAACAAAUACGCCAGCGUGCUGCACACCGAAGAUGUUUACUUGCCGCCGGGAACCCCCGGCCGAGAUGUGGCCUACGGCCUGGAGAACGCCAGCGAUAACUACCGGAUUACGGGUGUGCAUGUCGAGGAUCUAGGCGCCGAUGAAGCGGAGGCCCUGCUCACGGCUGGCGGCAUUGGCCAGCAGUUUGUGGUCCUCCACUGCCGGCGACUUCGGAACUCCGAGGAGCAGGCGGCUCAUCUCGAGGUGUCCAUCUACGGAGUGGACCUGUAG